AUGAAUUCAGUACAGCGUAUUCUUUCAAGAGUCUCCUUACAGCCAAAUACAAAAUCAGAACCGCAACAGGAACCAUCUCUCAAUGAGGAAAACCUGAUCAAAUUCAGAGAUGGCGAUCUUGAUAAUCCUGAGAAUUGGUCACUGGCCAGGAAACGAUACGUGUCCGCCGUAGCCGUCCUUUUGUCAAUGAAUGGCAAUAUCUCCAGCAGUAUCAUGGCAGGCUCAACUCAGUCUGUCACUCAAGAAUUCAAUGUCUCGAGGGUCGCUACAGCGCUCACCACAUCAUUAUUCCUCCUGGGCCUCUGCGCCGGCCCUUUAGUAUUUUGCUCUUUGACUGAAUUCUACGGACGCCAGUGUAUUCUAUAUAUAACGUUUCUACUUUACUUCGCCUCUUUAUUCCUGACCGCCUGGCCACCAAACUUUGGUGGACUCUUGGUUGGAAGAUUCAUCGCUGGAAGCUUCGCUGCAGGACCUAGCACCAUCGUUGCGGGUAUCCUUGCUGAUUUGUGGAAAGACUGCGCAUGUGGAAUUGCCAUGGGCAUCUUUACCUGCGCGUCUUGGGUCGGUCCAGCCCUUGGAACUGUCAUCUCUGGUGUCGUCGAGCUGAAGAAAGAUUGGCACUGGGGCACAUAUGUCUGUCUUUGGCUUGCAGCAUUUAGCUUAUUCCCCAUGUUUACAAUCCCCGAAACACAUAGUGACACCAUCCUUUCUCAGAAGGCGAAGCUGGCUCGAAACCAGGGUUACAACAUUCAGUCGGGACAAGAGGCUUCCAAACCCAAGCUGACGCAAUUGUACAAGAUUGCUUUAACAAGACCUUGGAUGCUCCUCUUGGACAUCAUCUCCUUUCUCUGUUGCAUCUACUCUUGUAUCAUUGCCGCUUUACAGUACAUGCUUUUCAGUAUAUACCCCAUCGUUUUUCAAGAGAUGAGAGGGUGGAAUGCUGCUGUAUCUCAGCUUCCGAUCCUCGGACAAGCUGUCGGUGCUUUCUUUGCACUCUUGAUUGUACUUGUCAACACUAAGCGCCGGAAACGGAGAGUAAGUCGGGGAAAUCAGACAGUCCCGGAGGACCACAUGGUUCUCGCCAUGAUUGGCGGUAUAGGUUUCCCCAUAUCCAUGCUCUGGCUUAGCUGGAGUGCUCAGUGCGAGUAA
Fusarium poae is the source of this 1149-nucleotide messenger RNA. RefSeq lists its product as uncharacterized. NCBI's taxonomy places the organism in Eukaryota, Fungi, Ascomycota, Sordariomycetes, Hypocreales, Nectriaceae. Gene Ontology annotation, molecular function: transmembrane transporter activity. The transcript has a single exon. Gene Ontology annotation, biological process: transmembrane transport. The record is from RefSeq and is a predicted model, not a curated record. The coding region runs from base 1 to 1149 and encodes 382 amino acids.